UCAACACGUGCAGUAGCUUGCUGACAAAAAUAAAUCAUUUUCUUUAAAUCAGUGAAUAAAAUAUUUAUAAAUUAGUAAUUAACAUAAAAAAUAAUUAAAAAUGUCUAUGCGUGAAAAACUGUUGAUGAAAAAAAUUAAAAAACGCGAGAAAGUGAAGAAAGAAUUGGCUGAAAAGAAGGGUAAGCAACAAAAACAGCAGCCACCAUCAAAACAACGUGUGAAACAUGUAGCUCCAGUGGAAGAGGAUGAAGAGGAUGAUGAUUUCCAAGAAAUGCCUAAACAAAUUUUAAAAAAUGGAAAGCCACAAAAGAAAAAGAAGCAACAACAAAUGCAAGUGGUGAAUUCGGAUUCUGAAAGUGAUGAUGAAGAAGAUGAUGAUAUGGAGGACAGUGAAGAGGAAGAUGAUGAAGAAGAAGAUGUGGAGGAGGAAGAUGGCAGUGAACUAUCCGAUAGCGAAGAUGAGGAAGUGGAACAUCCCGUAAAGAUGCCGAUUAUGGAAAAGCCAAAGAAUGUUAAGAAAGUUAAAGAGGAACAAUCAUUCGAUGAGCUUGAUCCUACGGCCGCUGCCAAAGCCUUGGAAAAACGUGACAGUAAUGAUCGCACAUUUGCCUCGCUCAAGGGUAUUGUGUCAGAUGCUACUCUAAAGGCUAUUGACGAAAUGGGUUUCACCGAGAUGACUGAAAUUCAAGCCAAAUCAUUGCCUCCCUUGCUGCAAGGUCGUGACUUGGUGGGAGCUGCUCAAACUGGUUCGGGCAAAACUUUAGCUUUCCUGAUACCAGCCUUAGAAUUGAUUUACAAACUUAGAUUCAUGCCCCGCAAUGGUACUGGUGUUAUAAUCAUCUCUCCCACCAGAGAAUUGUCUAUGCAAACAUUUGGCGUUUUAAAGGAAUUAAUGAACCAUCACAAUCAUACAUAUGGCUUGGUAAUGGGUGGUUCCAAUCGCCAAGUAGAAAGUGAAAAAUUAAGUAAGGGUGUAAAUAUUUUGGUGGCAACACCAGGUCGUUUAUUGGAUCAUUUACAAAACUCACCCGAUUUCUUGUACAAGAAUCUGCAAUGUUUGGUAAUUGAUGAAGUCGAUCGUAUAUUGGAAAUUGGUUUCGAGGAAGAACUUAAGCAAAUUAUUAGUUUGUUGCCCAAACGUCGGCAGACCAUGUUGUUUUCGGCCACACAAACCGAAAAAAUUGAUGCCUUGUCGAAGUUGGCCUUGAAAAAGGAACCCAUCUAUGUGGGUGUAGACGACAACAAGGACACAGCUACUGUUAGCGGUCUAGAGCAAGGAUAUAUUGUUUGUCCUUCAGAAAAACGUCUAUUAGUGCUUUUCACUUUCCUUAAGAAAAAUCGCAGGAAGAAGGUUAUGGUCUUCUUUUCGUCCUGUAUGUCUGUUAAAUACCAUCAUGAAUUGUUCAACUAUAUAGAUUUGCCAGUCACUUCCAUACAUGGUAAACAAAAGCAAGCAAAACGUACCACAACUUUCUUCCAAUUUUGUAAUGCUGCCGAGGGUAUUUUACUGUGUACUGAUGUGGCAGCUCGUGGUUUGGACAUUCCCCAAGUUGAUUGGAUUGUACAAUACGAUCCUCCAGAUGAUCCUAAAGAAUAUAUACAUCGCGUUGGUCGUACUGCUCGUGGUACUGGCAGUUCUGGUCAUGCCUUGUUAUUGUUGCGUCCUGAAGAACUUGGUUUCUUGCGUUAUUUAAAGGCUGCCAAGGUACCAUUGAAUGAAUUCGAAUUCUCUUGGAAUAAAAUCGCAGACAUUCAACUACAACUGGAGAAACUAAUUUCGAAAAACUACUUCCUAAAUCAAUCAGCCAAAGAGGCUUUCAAAUCAUAUGUUCGUGCCUAUGACUCCCAUCAAUUGAAGACCAUAUUUGAUGUCAACACCUUGGACUUGCAAACUGUUGCCAAGAGUUUUGGUUUCCUGGUGCCACCAGUGGUUGAUCUUAAGGUCGGUGCGGCCAAGCGUCAACGGCCCGAAAGACGUGUCGGUGGUGGUGGUUUUGGUUACUACAAAAACAUGAACGAAGAUAAAAACAAACAACGUGUAUUUAAACAAGUUAGUCGUGAGCAAAUGCAAAAUAAAGGUAAAAACUUUAUGCGAUAGUGAAAGAUUUUGUUAUUUUAAGCUGUAGUUAUUAUGUUCAAUUUUUAAAAACAUUUAUUUUUGUAUUAGUGUACAAAACAAAUAAAAAAUAAAGUAAAAACAAACACAAGAAAACGAAA
Messenger RNA from Calliphora vicina (urban bluebottle blowfly), 2217 nucleotides. It is a transcript of the gene pit, whose product is annotated as pitchoune. Gene Ontology annotation, biological process: maturation of LSU-rRNA from tricistronic rRNA transcript (SSU-rRNA, 5.8S rRNA, LSU-rRNA). Bases 101 to 2098 code for a protein of 665 amino acids. Lineage: Eukaryota; Metazoa; Arthropoda; Insecta; Diptera; Calliphoridae. Gene Ontology annotation, molecular function: ATP binding; nucleic acid binding; RNA helicase activity. The record is from RefSeq and is a predicted model, not a curated record. Gene Ontology annotation, cellular component: nucleolus. The transcript has 7 exons.